UAUACAAAUGCAGAUGAAAUUUCUAAUAUCAAUACUAUCAAAACUAUUGAAGAAUUAGAAUCCAAUGAUGGUCAACUCAAAAGUUCUCAAAAUACUAGUAAACUACAAACUGCUGGUGGUCAAAAGUUACUUGAACACAUAAAUGCAGAUGAAAAUAUUUCUAAUAAUAGUAUUUCUAUUAAUGAUAGACCACAAAAUGUCGGUGAUCGACAUCCCAUAAAUUCACCCAUAAGAUCUCAAAAUAUUAGUGGACCACGGAAUGCUACUGGCCAACGUUAUAGAAAUCCAAAUGAACGUAGACGGCAAACCAGAUCUCAAAAUAUUUUAGAUCGUCGUGCUUUAAUUGAAGGAUCAAAUCCAUAUGCUGACUUACAAAAUUUAGAUACACUUCUAAUGACUUAG
This is a messenger RNA of Racocetra fulgida, 402 nucleotides long. NCBI's taxonomy places the organism in Eukaryota, Fungi, Glomeromycota, Glomeromycetes, Diversisporales, Gigasporaceae. The record is from the annotation of a GenBank genome assembly.